UCUCAAGCCUCAGUCAAAUGAUAAGAAGAUUAUAGUAAUUCAUUCACGUAUAUCUUUAUAUAUAUAUAGUUAUAUGUACAGUGUAUUUGAUGAUGAAUUAAUUUGUUACUUAUUUAGCUCCCUCCAGAUCCAAGGGCGUUUAGUUUAGGAAAAGAUUAUUUUAGCAAUAAUUGUCAAAUCAAGGGCGUUUAAAUUACGCUGACUCACGCACGUACAUAUAAACCCUUCUCUCGUCUCGGGUUUCUCUCUCCUCACGCUCUCCCUCUUUACAUGCAACGAUCACAAUGGGGCUGUGUUUCUCUCGGAAGGUGGUGAAGAGGAGGCCGUCGAAGCGCGUAGAGAAUCAUUCGGCGGUCACCGGCGGCGGUACUGGUUCGAGCAGGCGGUGGAGUCGAAUUCGAUCGUUGAGGAGUGAGAAGUUCGACGAAUCGGUAAUCCACGAGCGGGCUCUCGCGGCGGCCAUUCUGUUUCAGCAGCAGCUGCAGAAUGGCGGCGGUGCUGGCCCCGUGGUGUUCGAUAGGUCAACUUCGCAGCGGCAUCCGAGCGCCUAUUCCAAGAAGCAGCAGGCGCUGCCUCGGAGCUCGAGCUCUAGGUCGCGCUCCCUCACUGAUCCUCUGCUUCAGCCUCACCAGCUUCUUAAUCAGCAAGUCAAGAUUGAUGAUCUGGAGACCCAUCAUUUUGUCCUUGUACACGGAGGUGGAUUUGGUGCUUGGUGUUGGUAUAAAACUAUAGCAUUUUUAGAAGAAGUUGGAUAUAAAGUAACUGCAAUAGAUUUAGCUGGUUCUGGCAUUCAUUCGUUCGACACAAACAGCAUCACAAGCCUUUCGCAGUAUGUGAAGCCACUUACUGAUUUUAUUGAAAAACUUGAUGAUGGGGAUAAGGUGAUUUUGGUAGGACAUGAUUUUGGUGGUACAUGCAUAUCAUAUGCAAUGGAGCUGUUCCCUGAUAGGAUCUCUAAAGCUGUUUACGUUGCUGCAGCAAUGUUAACUAGUGGACAAAGUACUCUUGAUAUAUUCUCCCAAAAGUCUGAAUCAAAUGAUCUCAUGCAACGGGCUCAGGUCUUCCUGUAUGCAAAUGGGAACACUCGGCCUCCAACUGCAAUUGGUGUCAGCAAGUCACUAGUAAGAGACUUAUUAUUCAAUCAGAGUCCUGCAAAGGAUGUUGCACUGGCAUCUGUCUCGAUGAGGCCAAUCCCUUUCGCACCAGUUCUAGAGAAUCUCGCUCUUACUGAUUUGAAGUAUGGCUCUAUUAGGCGGUAUUAUAUAGAAACUCAGGAAGACAAUGCCAUUCCAAUUGCACUACAGCAGAGCAUGAUAAACAAAAGUCCCCCUGAGCGGGUUUUCCGUCUCAAAGGUGCUGAUCACUCCCCCUUCUUCUCAAAACCGCAAGCGCUGCACAAGCUUUUGGUAGAGAUCUCAAAGAUCUCAUCCAAUUAGCGUCUGUUUGCUGGGCCUGGGUGGCUUUUUGAAUUCUUCCCCGGUAGGUUUCACUGACAUUGUCGACCAACUGAUUUGUUCAUACCGUCAAGCAUCUUCCUGUUGUUGGUUCCUCGGAAGGAUCUUUGCCUUUCUGAGAGAUCUAGUAUCUGUAUAUUCCAUGCAAGUGUUGAUUUGUGAUCAAAUGCUCUUAGAAGAUUUUAAUUUAUGCACCGAGAUAUGUCCAUAUACAUGUUGAUGAGAAUGCAGUUUUUGUGGUAUUACUCAUAAGCAAUUUGAUCCCAGAGAUUGGAGCCCUUGUGGGUAUUACUUAGAGUUGGGUUACCUCUGUUGACAGAACUCAUCAAUGCUGCUGGAGGCGAAUAUAACACAAUUUGCAGGCGUGUGAACCCUCUUAGCACUCAAAUGUGCUUUACUGAAAUACAACAUUUGUUAUGAAAUUUAUUUAUAUAUUUC
Molecule: messenger RNA, 1892 nt
Organism: Diospyros lotus (date-plum)
Lineage: Eukaryota; Viridiplantae; Streptophyta; Magnoliopsida; Ericales; Ebenaceae
Product: putative methylesterase 11, chloroplastic
Exons: 5
Coding region: 285-1436 (383 amino acids)
Molecular function (GO): methyl indole-3-acetate esterase activity; methyl jasmonate esterase activity
Source: RefSeq, a predicted model, not a curated record